This is a messenger RNA of Saccostrea cuccullata (small rock oyster), 600 nucleotides long. RefSeq lists its product as uncharacterized. Bases 1 to 600 code for a protein of 199 amino acids. The transcript is spliced from 4 exons. Lineage: Eukaryota; Metazoa; Mollusca; Bivalvia; Ostreida; Ostreidae. The record is from RefSeq and is a predicted model, not a curated record.
AUGGUUAAUAUAGCUUUGAAUAAACCGACAUGGCAAUCAAAGCAAUAUUAUCUAUGGUAUGAUCGAUUCGACUCCAGCAAUGCGGUUGAUGGACUUAAAUCUGACCUGAGUGCAUGGGGUGGACAGUGUGUCAUGUCAGAACGCUUUCAGAGAACUUCCACCUGGUGGGUAAACUUGACAUCAAUCCACAGCAUUCAUGACAUAAGGAUCUAUUACAGGACGGAAAAUGAUGUAUGGAAUGCAUCCAACGUCUACACAGAAAGAUUUCUUGGAUUUUAUGUUUUCGUAUCUAACACAACAGAGAGAUUGAAUGGUCAAUUAUGUUUCCAUGAUACAGAUUAUAAUAAAUCUACUAUACCUGCCGUAGCCAAUAUAACAUGCCCAGUACAUGGACAAUACGUCAUUUACUAUAAUGAGAGACUUUCUAAUGUCACAUAUCCGGUUGGAUAUUCCACUGAUGCCCAUAAUGAACUCUGCGAGGUGGAAGUUUUCGGUAUAUGUGAAACUGGCUUUUAUGGAUCGAAUUGUUCUCUCCCCUGUCCUGAAAACUGUCGUUCUUGUCACAUAGAGACAGGUGCUUGUACGUGGUGUAAACCUUGA